This is a messenger RNA of Rubroshorea leprosula, 417 nucleotides long. The record is from the annotation of a GenBank genome assembly. NCBI's taxonomy places the organism in Eukaryota, Viridiplantae, Streptophyta, Magnoliopsida, Malvales, Dipterocarpaceae.
GGUCCCUUCUCUUCGAUGGAGAUGAUGAAUUGCAGUGGAAUCGGAGGAUUCGGAGGAGUGGAUGGAGAUCGGAGGAUUCGGAGGAGUGGAUGGAGAUGAGAGGCGAUGGAGAAGGAAUCGGAGAAGAGGCAAAGGCAAAAGAGGCAGAGGGGAGGGGCUGAGAGGCGAUGGAGGUGAUGGAGAAGGAAUCAGAGAAGAGGCAAAGGCAAAGGCAAAGGGGAGGGGUUGAGAGGCGAUGGAGAACAAAUCGGAGUAGAGGCAAAGGCAAAAGGGGCAGGGGCAAAGGCAAAGGGGAGGGGCGGCAAAGGGGAGGGUUGAGAGGCGAUGGAGAAAGAAUCCGAGAAGAGGCAAAGGCAAAAGGGGCAAGGGCAAAGGCAAAGGAGAGGGGGCUGAGAUUAAUAAAACGGCAUCGUUUGG